AAGAACGCUCAACGGAAGUUAUUGGAAAACAUGGAAACCAAAGACGCUAGUCAGAUUCUGACCUAGUUUACCUUUGCUUAGACGUAUGUAGAAUUUCUAUUUAAAAUACUUUUACAAAUAAAUCAGAUUUACGCUGAUCUUAGAAAUAUCUACGAAGAAAAUGCCUAAACCUUCGCCGGGUGAGGAAAUCGAUCCAUUAGCCUUGGCGAUCACUCGGGACAUGAAUCUUCAAACUUCCAAAUCCAAUAAUGAAGUAGCCAAAUGGGAGCAUGAAGACCUUGCAAAAGUGCGUAUUAAAGUUUUACGUAGUCACACGGAUGCAGUAAACAAAUGUCAGUUCUUCGCGGGAGACAGACAUAUCCUGAGUGCUUCUGCUGACUGCAGCAUUAAAGUAUGGGACACACAGAAAGGCAGCGUACUACACAGCUUAAAUGAUGCUCAUACUAUCAAUGCAGCCGAGGCACAUUGUGUACAAGAUGGUUCCAGAUUUGCCAGCUGUGGAUGGGAUAAAAACGUUCAUGUCUGGGACAUGGAAACAAAGAAAAAGCUGUGGUCAGCAACUCGGAGCAGUAUAGUUACCUGCUGCAAAAUUUCCAGUGAUGGACGCUUGGUUUGUGUUGGAUCAGAUCUAGAUCAUGGAUUGACAGUCUUCGAUGCAUCUUCUGGUGAAAUAUUGCAUGAUUUUAAAGACCAUCACAAGAGCUCCUUGACAAGUUGUGUCUUUUCCCCUGAUAACACACGUAUUGUGACCACCUCCAUGGACAGAACAGCAAAGUUCUUUGACUUGCGCUCCAGUAAAUGUACCAUCACACUGGAGGGUCACACCAAUGUCAUUUCUGCCUGUUCCUUCACACAAGAUGACCGCAAGUUUGCAACAUCUUCUUGGGACAAGACCAUAAAGAUAUGGGAUAUUUCCACAGGAAUGUAUAGAUCUAAAGGUGCACAAACACUGAAAGGAAGUCAUGAUGGUUCAGUCAGCUGCUGUGACUUCACACCGGAAGGCUUGAUGCUGGUGUCAGGAGGGUAUGACUUGAGCAUUGUGGUGUGGGAUGUGGAAAACAAAAUGCAGAAACUAAAGCUUCAGGGACAUGCUGGCUGGGUGACAGAUGUUCACUUCAGCUUGGACCAAAAGUGGUUGCUGUCUUGUUCAAAGGAUAAAACUGUUCGCAUGUGGAACAUCGAAGAAUCAGACAAAAUACCAAUUGUCAUGGAAAAUAAGAAAGCCCAGGGUCUCAAGAUUAUUAAGUGUUCAAAGUGUGAAAAACCCUUUUCCAUGUCACAACUAGACAGCUUCCGUGACGUGACUCUUUGUGUCUUUUGUCGCCUUCAAAGUCCAGAAAAAUCUUGGCUUUCUUUUAGUGACAGCCCUGAGGGUUGAGACGCAACAGCAUUCCACUUAUCAUAAAGAAUCCCAGAACACCAGGCAUUGUUAAAAGAGCAUGAGAUCUUGCUGCUACAGACAGUACUGAUUAUUUGUUGCACACCAAGGACGUAAAUAUGUUGAAAAUAAAACACAAAAGCCACA
Molecule: messenger RNA, 1525 nt
Organism: Pomacea canaliculata
Lineage: Eukaryota; Metazoa; Mollusca; Gastropoda; Architaenioglossa; Ampullariidae
Product: WD repeat-containing protein 88-like
Exons: 11
Coding region: 161-1378 (405 amino acids)
Molecular function (GO): protein binding
Source: RefSeq, a predicted model, not a curated record